This is a messenger RNA of Cladocopium goreaui, 1656 nucleotides long. Lineage: Eukaryota; Dinophyceae; Suessiales; Symbiodiniaceae. The record is from the annotation of a GenBank genome assembly.
AUGAAAUCUGUUGAAGUCCGCCAAAACUCACUGGUGACCGGGGACGCCGGGGAGAAAAGUGUUGAGGACUUGCCAUGCAGCGUGCAGCGCACGCUUCGGGGCCAUCAGCGGGAAGCCGUUUUUCUGCCUGGCCUGGGCAGGACUUGCCCGCGCGGCCCACGGCAUUCCAAAGUGAGGCGUCAUCGGCUACGAGCGGCCUUUAUGGCAGCUCUACGUCGCUGGGCAGUGAAGAGUUGGAAUGCCAUGACCAUGACAACCAUAUUGGUCGAGUCUGUCAUGGAGGAUACUGCAGAUACCUUACAGUCGGAGGCAGAUCCCCGUCAUUCAGUGCGGCCACGGCUGACAGAGGCCGGUGGACUCACCGCCAGUGAAGAGACUACCCUGCGUCGCAGAAUCGCAAUGCAAGCGCGUGACGUCGACUUGGAGGUUGCCUGGAAGCUUCAAGCCAAAAAGAUGUGCGAAGACGAUGUGACCGAUAUGCAGCCCAUGCUUCGUUUGGUGGAACGAUCUUGGACCGAGUCACUCUGGGAGUUUCUCGAUGAUCCUACUUCCAGCUGCUUUGCGUGGUGGACAUGGCUCUUUCUGAAACUCCUGGUUGUGUUGUCCUUCGUCAUCUCAUGUUCCCAAACUCCCGAGAGCCCUUCGCGCAUGGAUCCUGUGGCAGCUGCUAUCUGGGAGACAUCUUUGGACACGUUCUUCUUGUUCGAGUUUUUGGCGCGAGUGAUUUCGACACCUUCGAAGAAGACCUACUUCAAAGACAGGUUGAACUGGGCCGAUAUGGUCUCCGCCUUGGGUCUCCCCUUGCGCGCCAGCGUUGGCUUUGUGAUCUACGUCGAUGCGACUUCAAGGUACCAACAGACAGUGAACACCAUACUGCUCCUAUUCAUACCCUUGGUCCGUUUUCUAAAGCUGCUCCGGUACUUCGAAGCGUUCAGGCUCUUGGUUGAUGCCUUUAAGAAUUCUGUGGAGGCGUUGCCAGUCUUAGCCUACCUCAUGGCCCUCAUUACCGCCCUUGGUGCCACCGCCAUCUAUCUCUCGGAGGACAGAAGCAAUAUCCCGAGUUUUCAGCAUGCCAUGUGGUUUGCCAUCAUCACAAUGACCUCUGUUGGUUAUGGGGAUUAUUACCCCGAGUCCUUUGAAGGCUACGUUUCCGUCUCGGUCCUGACCUUCGUCAGUGUCUUAUUUCUGGCGUUGCCUGUGGGCAUCAUCGGCUAUGAGUUUACCUGUUGUUGGCGGAAUCGUUGGAAGGUCUUGCUGAUCCAGAAAGCUCGCAAAUGUUUGGAAAAGUGGGGCUACAGUGCCAAAGACGUACGCGUUCUCUUCGACUACGUUGAUGUGGACGGAGACGGCAGCUUGAAUUUGAGCGAAUUCAUUGAGCUGAUUCGUCAGAUGCGGGUUGGAAUCAGCGCAGAAACUUCCUUUCACAUCUUCAGCCUUUUUGAUGAUGAUCAGAACGGCUCUUUGGAUUGCACGGAGUUCCUGCGCCAUGUCUUCCCGGAGGAGUAUGUGAAAGAAGCGCAAGAGAAGCAGACACCGGUGCGGAAGUCACGCCACGUGGUCUCCCUCGCCUUGCAUCACUUGGAGACCGAGGGCCAGGGCCAUGGCGGUGUGACAAGAGAGACAGUGACAAGAGAGACACGCUUCGCCGAAGGUUAG